This is a messenger RNA of Leptopilina heterotoma, 1146 nucleotides long. Its product is annotated as esterase SG1-like. The transcript is spliced from 4 exons. Bases 1 to 1041 code for a protein of 346 amino acids. The record is from RefSeq and is a predicted model, not a curated record. NCBI's taxonomy places the organism in Eukaryota, Metazoa, Arthropoda, Insecta, Hymenoptera, Figitidae.
AUGUUUAUUAAAUAUUCUUUACUUUUAAUACACCUACUAUGGAUUUUAUCGAUAAAUGGAAAACCUCUAGUGACUACUUCUCUGGGAAUAUUAAACGGAACUGUACAAAUAGCCAGAUACGGAAAAUAUUUUUCUGCAUUUUUAGGAAUACCAUAUGCCAAACCACCAAUAGGCGAACGUCGUUUCAAAAUACCAGAAUCGCCCACACCUUGGAAAGGAAUACGUCCUGCUUAUUCAUUCAGAGACGCUUGUCCUCAAAAUGACGAUGGAGUAAUAUUUGGAAACGAGGACUGUCUAUUUUUAAACAUCUAUACUCCUUUUUUGAAUUUUCAAAAACCGGUGUCCAAGAAGAAAUUACUUCCAGUUAUGGUUUGGAUACACGGUGGUAGUUUUCUUAUAGGAAGUGGUAAUUCAUACGGACCGGAUUAUUUAAUGGAAAAGAAUAUUAUUCUAGUAACUCUCAACUAUCGUUUGGGAAUUUUGGGUUUCCUAACCACUGGCAAUGCAAUAGCACCUGGAAAUUUUGGUCUCAAAGAUCAAGUUCUAGCUCUUAAGUGGAUUAAAAAAAAUAUCAAAUCAUUCGGAGGAGAUGCAAAACGAAUAACAUUGUUUGGAGAAAGUGCGGCCGGAAUUGCGGUCAAUCUACACGCUAUUUCUUCAGCCAGUAGAGGUCUGUUUAGCAAAUACAUCAUCCAAAGUGGAACCGUUGUAGGACCUGGUGCCUAUCAGGACCCAAAAGACGCCAUUCUUCAUCUCAGAGACCUAGGAGAAUUAUUUAACUGUCCAAUUGACGAUUUACAGAAAAUUGUAAAUUGUCUAAGAAAAGUGAAUUCAAAUGAUUUGGUAAAAUUAACUGCAAUAGGCGAUACAAUAAUGAAAUACGGUCAUUUCAUAUGGAACCCAACUAUUGAAUCUAAUUCCGCAGAUGCAUUUUUAACAGAAAAUCCGUUAACCAGCGUGAAUAAUAAUAAAAUGCAAGAUUUGAAUUUCAUGAGUGGGGCAGUUACGGAAGAAGGUCUAACUUUUACAAGCGGCAAGUAACAAUAAACUUUAGGCCUCGCAUUAGGCCGAAUAAGCAUAUUUUCUCGAAUCUAGUGAAUUUGUAACAAAUCCUUUUCUUAAUCACAGGACCAUAUUCUAAUCACA